AUGACAGGAAGAAAAUUACCUCGCAGACAUCAAUCAAGCUUUAAAAAGUCUACUACGCAAGACGCCGCAUCAUGUGACUUUACUGUCGUGGUUGACGGCACUGAAUUUAAAAGCCACCGGGAAAUCCUGAGUUCAGCUUCAAAUUACUUCGACGCCUUGUUUAGAAGCAACAUGAGGGAGACAAAAGAAGGGAGGGUGGAGCUACAGGGUAUGACAAGUGAGACUUUCGCUGUUGUUUUAAAUUUUAUCCACCAGCGUGUCCAUGGUCUGACGGCUGAUAACAUUGAUGACAUCUGGGAGGCAGCCAAUCGUCUGGAUAUAGCAAUAUAUCUUAAAGAAAUAGAACAUUUUGUCAUCGAUAAUUUAUCAAUUGAUAAUCUAUGGCACUUUUAUUUAAAGGCUGUCGAUUUCAAUUCCAACAACGUCAAAGACGGCUCGGUAAUGUUCAUGAAACAAAAUUACGAGCAUGUUUUUAGGAUGAACGAGUUUCUGAAUAUGCCUUUUGAAUUAGUGCUUUCUUGUAUCGAAGGUGAGGAGUUGAAUGUGACGACAGAGGACUCAGUUCUGGAGUCUAUUUUAAUCUGGGUUUCAAACGGAAAAUGCAGAACAUGUGCUUGUUUGUCACCUGACCGUAGCGUUACGGGAGCCACGUGUAAAGAUAUCGAACUACAGAACAGUGAGGGACACUCUUGUGACGUCACAAAUUCUUGUCAGAUUGGUAGUGUCAUAAAAGUUGGUCAGAAUUAUGACUCAGGAACCGUAGCAACGGACAAGCCUGGAAUUAACUUCAGAAAACAAGGCCAGCACGAUGACGUCGAGAAUGAGGAUCACAAUGAUGACGUCACAAAAUGUAGCCGGACAGGCGAACGGGCGAAUUAUCUCUCCAAACUCAUGUCUAGUGCCAAACUUACUUUAGCUACAGUAAUAGUAACGUUGAAUGAUAUAUCAGAUAAUGAUAAACCCAAGCCUUACACCUAA
This is a messenger RNA of Physella acuta, 978 nucleotides long. RefSeq names its product kelch-like protein 10. Gene Ontology annotation, molecular function: protein binding. The record is from RefSeq and is a predicted model, not a curated record. Lineage: Eukaryota; Metazoa; Mollusca; Gastropoda; Physidae.